This is a messenger RNA of Bactrocera neohumeralis, 1309 nucleotides long. Its product is annotated as probable phosphoserine aminotransferase. The coding region runs from base 127 to 1227 and encodes 366 amino acids. The record is from RefSeq and is a predicted model, not a curated record. NCBI's taxonomy places the organism in Eukaryota, Metazoa, Arthropoda, Insecta, Diptera, Tephritidae. Gene Ontology annotation, cellular component: cytoplasm. The transcript has 3 exons. Gene Ontology annotation, molecular function: pyridoxal phosphate binding; O-phospho-L-serine:2-oxoglutarate transaminase activity. Gene Ontology annotation, biological process: L-serine biosynthetic process.
AUAUUUUCACGCCAAAUACUUCAGUCUCAAGUCGAGGUUGCUUUCGCGUGGUUUGUUUCGAAUUAAUUUCUCUUCGCUUUAGUCGUGAAUAAGUGUUAAUCCAUCCCUAAAAUAGCAAAGUUCAAAAUGGUCAUUAAUUUUGCCGCUGGUCCAGCUAAAUUACCGGAGGAGGUACUGAAAGAGGCACAAGAAAAUUUGCUCAAUUGCAAUGGCACCGGCAUAUCAGUGAUGGAAAUGUCUCAUCGUUCAUCAAACUACGCAACGAUACAAGAAACAGCUAUCAAUGAUCUACGCGAGCUAUUGAAUAUUCCAUCAAACUACAAGAUACUGCUCAUGCAAGGCGGUGGCACUGGACAAUUCGCGGCUGUUUGUUUUAAUCUCAUAGGACGCACUGGUAUCGCUGAUUACGUCGUGACCGGUUCUUGGUCAGCCAAGGCAGCAAAGGAAGCUGAACAAUAUGGCAAGGUAAAUUUGGUAAUACCCAAAGCUGCAAAAUACACCACUGUACCUACACAAGACACUUGGAAACUCGAUCCAAAUGCCUCCUACAUUUACUACUGCGACAAUGAGACGGUCGAUGGCGUCGAAUUCGACUUCGUGCCCGAAACUACAAAUGGUGUGCCGCUGGUUUGUGAUAUGUCGUCGAAUUUCCUAUCACGUCCAGUUGAUGUCACGAAAUUCGGUCUCAUAUUCGCCGGUGCACAGAAAAAUAUUGGACCAGCCGGUGUGACGGUUGUUAUUGUACGUGAGGACCUCAUCGGACAGCACAUUAAGCAGACACCGUCGGUUUUGAAUUUCGCGCAAAUGGAUAAAAAUGCGUCAUUACUCAAUACGCCGCCAACUUUUUGCAUUUACUUGAUGGGUUUGGUAUUCAAGUGGAUUAAGCGUAACGGCGGCAUUGCAGGCAUGGAAAAAACAGCUGCAGCCAAAUCAAAGCUCAUUUACGAUGUAAUUGAGCAGUCGAAUGGCUUCUACAGCUGUCCGGUGGAGAAGCGUGUGCGCUCACGUAUGAAUGUACCGUUUCGCAUUGGCAGCAGCGAGGGUGUCGACGCCUUGGAAAAAGAGUUUUUGGCAAAGGCCGAGAGUCAGGGCAUGAUUCAAUUGAAGGGUCAUCGUUCAGUUGGCGGUAUUAGGGCUUCGCUGUACAACGCCAUCACUGUCGCCGAAGCCGAGCAGUUGGCUAAAUUACUGAAAGAGUUCGCGCAAAAUAAUAAAGUUAAAAAUUAAGAGGAGACUGAAUUUAAGAACACAAUAAUUGAAAUUUUUGUAUAGAUUCGUAAUAUUAAAUAUUGAUAUUUUAAGUAAACAA